Molecule: messenger RNA, 1173 nt
Organism: Caretta caretta (loggerhead turtle)
Lineage: Eukaryota; Metazoa; Chordata; Testudines; Cheloniidae
Gene: ACTBL2
Product: actin beta like 2
Source: RefSeq, a predicted model, not a curated record
AUGGCUGAUGAAGAGAUUGCUGCUCUAGUUGUGGACAAUGGCUCUGGUAGGUGCAAGGCUGUGUUUGCUGGGGAUGAUGCCCCCCAUGCUGUGUUCCCCUCCAUUGUGGGGUGCCCUAGGUUCCAGGGUCAUGGUGUGAUGAUGGGGAUGGGCCAGAAGGACAGCUAUGUUGGGGAUGAAGCCCAAAGUAAGUGUGGUAUCCUGAUGCUGAAGUACCGUAUUGAACAUGGCAUUGUUACUAACUGGGAUGACAUGGAGACGAUUUGGCACCACACUUUCUACAAUGAGCUGUGGGUGGCCCCGGAGGAGCACCCAUUAUUGCUUAGUGAGGCCCCUAAGGCUAACAGGGAGAAGAUGACUCAGAUCACGUUUGAGACCUUCAACACACCAGCUACGUAUAUGGCUAUCCAGGCUGUGCUGGCCUCUGGCCAUACCACAGGCAUUGUGAUGGACUCUGGUGAUGGGGUUACCCACACGGUCCCCAUCUAUGAGGGCUAUGCCCUGCCCUAUGCUAGUCUCCAGCUAGACCUGGCAGUCAGUCAGACCCUGGCCGAUCUCAUGAAAAUCCUGACCGAGAGCUAUAGCUUCACCACCACAGCUGAGAGGGAGAUUGUGCGUGAUUUCAAGGAGAAGCUAUGCUAUGUUGCCUUGGAUUUUGAGCAGGAAAUGGCCACAUCCGCCGUCUCCUCUUCUCUAGAGAAGAGCUAUGAACAACCUGAUGGGCAGGUGAUCACCUUAGGCAAUGAGAGGCUCUGCUGCCCUGAGGCCCUUUGCCUGCCAGGCUUCCUGGGCAUGGAAUCCUGCAGCAUCCAUGAGACUAACUUCAACUCUAUCGUGAAAUGUGAUGUGGACAUCUGCAAGGACCUGUAUGCCAAUAUGGUGCUGUCCGGGGGCAUUACUGCCCGGAUGCAGAAAGAGAUUGCUUCCCUGGCACCAAGUACUAUGAAAAUCAAAAUCAUCGCCCCACCUGAGUGUAAAUACUCUGUCUGGACUGGUGGCUCCAUCUUGGCUUCUCUCUCCACUUUCCAACAAAUGUGGAUCAGCAAACUGGAGUAUGAUGAAUCUGGGCCAUCCGCUGUUCACUGCAAAUGGUUUUUAAAGGGACUUCCCAGCAGACAACUGCAUGAGAAAAAUGUAUCCACCAUACUGAGCUAUAUUAAUUCUCCUCUUUAA